GGAGAACGUACUCCUCGCGCGCGCCUCAGUCGGUGACUCGGCGCCACCGGGUGAAAAAGCGUUGCCGCUUUUGCGUCGGUGUGUGUACCGCGUGUGUGCGUGUAUUGUGCCGGGCGAAAGAAGCGUCAUGAACGACGACGAGACGGAGAGGUGCGACCACGUGGUGCGUGUGUGUGUGUUGUACCCCGCCGCGGGUGCGCGUCGACGGCUUGCCAUCCCCGACGGCGGCGAGAAGACGGGCCGUCGUCACCGCCAGCGUGCUUGUUGAACGCCGCCGCGCGUACCGGUCGGCCGGCGCUCUUCGGUGUUCCCGUGGAUCAGCCGCGUGCUCGGUGCUGCCUGACGCGCGGCCAGGAUUCAAUGUCACGUCGCAAGCAGUCCAACCCCAAGCCCCUGAAAAGAAAAGCCGAGGAGGAGUUGGAGGAGCUUGCCGAGUCCCUGCAGCUUCCCCUCGAAGCCCUGCAGCUGCGCGAGAGCGCCGACCUGGCCCAGCCCGAGGUGACCGUGUACGCCAGGGCCAUGCUGCGAGGAGGCACCCUCUUCGGGCCCUACCCGGCCAUGCUGGUGCCCCAGCACCUUGAGCACCACGUGGCGAUCCAGCCGAGGGACGGCAACCCGGGCGUGAACCUGAGGCUCAAGCAGGCGGCCGGCACCUGGCUCAAGAUGCUGCGCCUGGUGCGGCGAAGAGAAGAGGCGAACGCGAGUCUCUCGCUCGAAGGCGACGAGGUCUGGUGCAACUUAACCCGUGACGUGAGUGCAGACAGCGAACUGUUGGCGCACGUAAACCUACCUUCCAUCGACGUGGCAGCAUCCGGUGGACCAGCUUCCAGAACGUCCCAGGAACCCUCGUCCCGGAACACCCCUCCCGGGGGCGAGCCACCACCGUGCGAAGAAAGUGCUGCCGCCGCUCCCGCCACCUCGGACGCGGACGUAACGGCAGAAAACGAUCAUCGAGACAGCGCCUUGAGACACGUGCACGUCCUCGGGGACAACACAGGUGGCACAACCCUUCUUCACCCAAACUUACAAACAGAUUCAAGAGCCCACGUUGAUCUCCGCGUCCCGGACGACGAUGAUGACGAUGAUGAUGAUGAGUGCGUUGUCAAUGUCCACGAAGACGUCUCUCAGCCUGAGGUACAAGUGGCCAGCUCGCCGACCUGUCAGGCUGUGGAAGCUUCGGCGAAGGGCUCUGAUGCCAACAGUGAAGGGACUUUGACUCGGUCCUCGCUGAGCCCUUGUCCCGCGGCCUCCGCGAGGGUGAAGCGCGAGGCGGUCAGUCCAGUGGCCGUCGGACAGCCUUCCAAAGAUGCCGGCUCGGAAGAAGCGGACAAGCCUCCGGCGACCACCGACGGCGCCGGCAAGGGCGUGGCGCCGGUGCCGGUGACGGGGCUGCCCCUCAAGUACGAGCAGGUGAACGGCUUCAACCCGCUGGCCAACGCGGUUCAGGCCGUGGUGCUGGAACAUCCUCUGACGCUGCUGCAGGCUCAAGCUUUCAAGUGCGUUAUGUGCGGCAUCCAGUUCAGCAGCAUCAAGACCCUCCGGGCGCACCAGACCUACUACUGCACCAAGAGGCUGGACAAGCUGCUCGUGCCCUCGGUCCAGCACGACACCGCCGAGGACUCGAGCGGAGGCGGCGUCUCUUCGCCCAGACCACGGGGUUCAUCUCCGCACAAGAACGGCGCAGACGAGGGCAGUCCCGAAGAGUCGGCGGCGCCAGCCAAGCGUCCCCGACGCGAAGACAGCUCUCCGCUAAGCUCAGACGCUUCUUCAACUCCCAGCAAGUCGCCCAAGGCCGGCCGCUGCUACCAGUGUCCGUACUGCUCGUACGCCUACGACCGGAAGGGCAGCCUCACGCGUCACAUGCGGCUUCACGGAUCCCCGCCGUCGCCACCUAGCGCCGACCCAGUGGGCGCCGAAGACGUGUCCAUGCCGCCCGGUGCACGCUACUGCUCAAACUGCGACAUCCAGUUCUCCUCCUACAAGACGUUCACGGUACACAAGCAGUACUACUGCAGCACGCGCCACGUCCAGAAGUCCGCUGCUGCCGCCGCCACCUCAGUUGUCCCACCUCCCCAACAAGGCCCUGAGCACGUGUUGCUGAACCAACCCCUCUUCGCGGCCAUUUCGACAAACCCGCUCAUCCUGGUGCCCUGCUCUUACGUUCCUGGCAACGGCCUGGUACCGACUAGCGCCACAUCCGCUAUCACGCCCGCGAUUGUCUGUCAGCAACCGGUGACGACCACUGCCCCCAUUGUCCCUGAAGUGGCCAAGGAAAACGGCGCGAGACCUCGCGAAGCGGACUUACAGGUGACCGAGCAGUCCAGCGUCGAAAGGGAGUCCCCUUCGGUGAAACAAGAGGAGCCCGCGUCCGAGACGCCGCUGGACCUUCGACUCCGAAAAGACGUGGAGGCGUCUCCCCGGUCCUCCCCGACUCCGGGGACGUCGGGGGAGAUGCCCGCCAUCGUCGUUGGCGGGCUGGACCCGCUGGGGGACCAGGUGGUGGUCAAGCAGGGCACCUCCCGCUGCCGCGAGUGCAACAUCGUCUUCUACAAGCACGCGAACUAUCUGGCCCACAAGAGGCACUACUGCGCGUCGCGGCAGCAGAAGCUUGGCCGUCUGUCGUCGCCGUCCGGUGACGAGGGCUCGUCGUCCGAGCUGGCAUCCAGGUCACCCGCGAACGCCACCGCUUCCCCGACAGUCGACGCUUUCCCGCAGCGAUCGGCGACCGCCCAGUCACCGCAGCCCAUGUACCAGUUUUACUGCCUUGCGUGCGGCAUCAAGUUUACUUCGCUCAGCAACCUGCAGGCGCAUCAGACGUACUACUGUCCCAAGCGGGACGUGCUCAAGGGUCAGGUGGGCGUAGCGGCCGUCACCCGGCCCGCAGAGUUCGUCUGUCCGCGCUGCCGCCUGUCGUACCAGAGCGACGAGGCCCUCAAACAGCACCUGUGCGCCGCCGCGCUUCGUAAAUGCCCGUACUGUGACGUGUUCUGUCCGACACAGAUUGCCGCGCAGCGACAUCUUGUCACUCACACCGGAGUCCGGGCGUUCCGGUGCGCCGCGUGCGGCUACAAGGGGCACACUCUUCGCGGGAUGCGCACCCAUGUGCGUGUCCACCUUGACAAGGGCACCCAGCUUCAAGAAGAAGCCCUUAUCCUUUGCGUCGGUGCCGACGGCAGUACCGUGUGCCCGUGGAACGGAGCGUCUGCCAAUCCGAUGCCCAUAGCGCCCAAGUCGCCCGUGGACACAGUCCAGGAAAAGGCCAAGGAAGGCGGUCAGCCCUCUGCAAGGUCGGCCAGUCCUCCUACGGCCAGCUCUGCAGCCGAGGAGUCAGUUGUCUCCCGCGCCGCCGCCAUCGAGGACCAAGGGCCUCCGUCUUCGGAACUCUUGCACUGGUGCAACCUGUGCGGCUACUCGUCAUCCUACAAAGGUAACGUGGUUCGGCACGUCAAGCUGGUUCAUCGGGACGUCGUUGCCGCAUCGGCUGUCCAGUCGUUCACGAGUGAGCGCCCGAGGACCGUGGAUGAGCGACGCUCCCCAGCGCCGCCAUCCGACAUCAAGACGGAGCAGGUCUCAGACGCGGAGGACGUCUCAGUGUCUCAAGACCACGAACAAGAGGAAGGUGGUGUGGAGGAUCCCCGACGCGCGGAGUCUCCUGUUGUGACGGAAGCCAAUUGCGACGUGUCCGCCGCCGAGUCUUCGCCCCCGCCGAUGGGUGGAGAGGGAGUGAAGCCGCCGCAGCUACAAGGUCCGAAGUACUGCAAGUCGUGCGACAUCUCGUUCAACUACCUGUCCACGUUCAUCGCCCAUAAAAAGUACUACUGCUCGUCACAGGCGGCCCCGAAUCCCGGUGGAGAGGUGCGACUAGCGGAGGAAGGCUCCACAUAAUCGAGGACUUCGUGCUGUUUCUCGGCGAGCCAGCUGCGCCGAUUCCCCAAGAAGGAAACGCCACGGCGAGAUCCCAAGAGGACGACCCGACCGGGCAACCCUGCAAUCGGAUGGUCAACCCGCACCCGUGUCGAAUACCUGACACGUCGUCACAUUGACAACAGUGUUUGACUUGGAAGGCGCUAGGUGUAGGUGUCACAACCCUCCAAGAUGUAUAUGGUGGCAUUUAUGCACUCUUUACACCCUUCUGCUGCACCCUACGCUGGACGUGAUUCCGGCUGUAGUAUUUACAACGUCGGUGGUGUAAAUUCUAGAAAGUUCCCGAGAACGAGCAUUUACACCGAUGUGUACAUAGUCCAGCUUAGAGCUGCGCAUUUCCUUUUAUGUGUGUAUGUAUGUGUGUGUGUGUGUGUGUUAGAGUUGGAUGUGGAGGACGUUGGGGAUUACUGCAAUAUAUAGAAAGCUGCCGCUUUAGUCGGUGACAUAUAUCUAUCAAGACACUCGUCCUUGGGUCGAUGUGUCGGAAUAAUGUCGCGAUGAAGGAACUCUCAACGUACGUUUCGUCAAGCCUACUCCAUAGCGUGUCGUCAACCGUUCCUGUGGCGUCGGACCGUUCUGCCGGGGUUCAAAAUUACAGGCAUUAUAGUCGCAACCACCCCAGCAACUAUGACGUGUAGGUGCGCCGAUCCCAGCCCAUGUGUCGCCACCAGUCUUUUGUUAUGCCUGUCUCACACUGUAGCAAGAACAAUGGUUGCUUGCUCUCCGGCAAAAACUGAGGGUAGAGCAAGCGACGAAUGUUUAGGCUUGGUCAAACCCACCUUCGCAUGUUGAUGAACGCUACGAGGGUCGGCAGACCCGUAGCCGUACAUAGCAGACGGCUUCGUGAGUGUAGAUUGCGUUGUCCUCCGAACUCCGCGCGGUUUACCUUUGAAAGUGUCACACUUAUACAAAGUAGGGCAUUUAAACAAAACUUUGACGUCUUUUACCGGUGAAGGCUGACAGUGAUGUCUGGAGAAACGAAGGAAAUGAUGGAUUUGAGGUGUUAUGUUCGGCAUUUGUUUUUACAACGAGCAAUCAAAGAUUGCUAUUUCGACAAAAAUGACACAAAUGAACUUUUUUCGCUUUAUUUAUUUCCCAGCAGUUAUGCAGUUACUCUUGUAGGACCUGUAUAUAACUGUUGAUCUCGAAAAAAAAAAGAAAAGAUAACGGUCUCACGCGUCAUUUUUUAUUUUUCUCAUGAACUUGCUCAGAUCACCUAACAGCUAAAAGCGAUCAUUAUUUUACUAAGAUAAACUAUUAGCUUCCAACGUUUCUAGCGUCGUUUUAUAUGAACAAGUACCAUGAAUUUCCCUUUAUAACGUGUUGAUAAGGCGUUUUCACGAGUAGCUCCAAGAAAUUGCAUGUAUCAGAAAUGCUACUGGACCAAUGUCGGAAAUUGGAAAUUGGCAUUAGGGUAAACGAAAACAUAUUUUCUUUUUUUCGACACCAACUUUGCUGCUGUACGCUCCUCAAACAUCACCCAUUUCAUGUGAUGCUCCCAUUGCAACUCUAUACGUUGCGAUGGUGUAACAUAUCACGUGCUUCUGGUGACCAAAAGUGCAAGAUGACAGAAGGGUAAAAGAAAGCAGCCAAAAAAAACAAAACAAUAAGGGACGUGUGCUUGUAGUUCAUCCUUAUUCGCGCUUUUCCGUGCCAUCUGUGUGUACGCCUUGUCGAUGUAAAUACUAUAAAUAUGCGCUUGUAUCCGCCUAACCGUAGUGGUAACACAUUGCCAGAAGUCAACCUCAAGGCUUGUUCACACACUUGCCACUGCUUAGAACCGAGUGCCUUAAAAAAUCUCUUAAGACGAGACAACACAACGGCGCCAUCUAUCGAGUAGCCGUGGAACACCCGGCAUUUCCGUUCAUUUCCUUUUUCUUUUCGUGCAUUAUUUUUUCUUUCUUGGCCAGAAAAGCUUUUUUGACGAUGCUGUAAACGACCCUUUCUCAUAUAGCGCGUGCACUUGAUGUCGUAAACACCGCAAACACCGCAAAACCUUCCCUCUAACAAAAUGCAGGUCAAGGGUCACAUCAUAGAUGGCGCCAGCGUGCCAUUGUCUUGUCUCGUCGUAAGAGAUCCCAAGAACUCGGCCGUAAGCAAACGCCAGUGUGUGGACGGGCCUUCAAUCAACCCCUCCUGGAUGACAAAGCCGCACUGCUGAUUUUUUUGGCGUCACCUACUGAAGUCCAACGCUAGGCCCUGAUUGGACACGACUGCCGCGUCAGAGUUCGGUUGGGAAUCGUGUUCAGUCGCUGAGAACACGAGCCACUAAGGCAGCAGUCGGUCCCAAAAUGUCUGCCUCGCAUUGGCCUUCAUUAGGUGGCGCCGACGAUUCGGCGCUACGACUUCGUCAUCUUGGAGGUGCUGUAUCGGUCCACCGUUGCCCCGUGCUCGUUGUCUAGACCCGGCCAGGUAACAGAGGCAUUCCACAAUCGUUUUUCUCAAGUUCAGUUUUGAAGUUGUGCAAUCUGGAAAGGGCUGUGGGACAUAGCAGUGCUUGGUCCUUGAGGCCUCACGCGGAGUUUUGUCACUCCUCGACGCUACGUAAAGGAUUUCUCUUUGUCGGAAACGAACACGUACUAUACACACAGUCGCGGACAAAAAGAAGCUCGAACGCCAAAGUACGCUUGGUCAUUAGCGUUCGGGGCCCGCCACAGGUCCCUCGGGCCGGCCGAUGAUGCUCAGAGGCCUUUACAAAGUCGCACAAAGCAGUUAGGCGAGCUUGAUGGUGCGUUAUAGUUUAUUUCGUCCCCGACUGUAUUGUGCUCACGAGUAGAUGAAAAAUAACAACAACAGCGAGAACGUUAAUAAUGGCGUAGUAAAAUUAUUCUAUCUUGCUACAAGAGUCCACCAAAAUAUGUUCUCUAUCUGAUGGAAACUUGCAGUAUAAAGUCGCGUCUAGUGCCACUAAAUAAGCUACGCUUCAUGAGUAAUGACACUAAUUCAUUUUAUGGCUUAAAAUCAUGGUUGCCAGUUAUCUGAAGCUUCAUCUGAAGUCACAGAAAACGCUUUUCCAUCGAAAAUAACGUAAUAAGGCAGGCGAGCCGGUUAAACAUUUCUAAAUGCUUUUCCAUCCUUCAUACAUGUUUACGCAGUUUGCGACAGAGCAAAGCCAAUGUUAUAUGAACUUCCUAACACCGAAUCUAAU
This is a messenger RNA of Ixodes scapularis (black-legged tick), 7072 nucleotides long. RefSeq names its product zinc finger protein ush (gene ush). The record is from RefSeq and is a predicted model, not a curated record. Gene Ontology annotation, biological process: negative regulation of transcription by RNA polymerase II; positive regulation of transcription by RNA polymerase II; heart development. Bases 361 to 3885 code for a protein of 1174 amino acids. Gene Ontology annotation, molecular function: RNA polymerase II-specific DNA-binding transcription factor binding. Lineage: Eukaryota; Metazoa; Arthropoda; Arachnida; Ixodida; Ixodidae. The transcript is spliced from 7 exons. Gene Ontology annotation, cellular component: nucleus.